AAAAAACAAACGGAUGUGCAUCAGAAAACGAAACGGCUACCGCCCUCCAGAUCAUUUUAAUGCCAAGAUUGAGAGGUCUGCGGCCUGCGGGGGGAUGACAUGCAUGUGUCCAGGCAUUUAACAUCAUUGAGGAUUUUAAGACUAGGCUGCCCUCCGCCAAGCCAUGAUGGACAUUCUGUACACAGGCCCUGUCCCGGCAGACCGCGAGUCUCCGAUGACGCGGAGCGAGACGUCCCCCAGCCAUGCCCAGCAUCCCUCGCCCACACAGAAACCCAACACCUGCUGCUUCUGCUGGUGCUGCUGCUGUAGCUGCUCAUGGAGUGAAGAUGACAAGCACGAGCGGAGGAAAGCCCAGGAGACCAAGCUGGAGCCCUUUCUAUGUGAACCAUGCCCCAAACCGACGAUAGAGGAGAUAAAACAGUGGGCGCAGUCUUUCGAUAAGCUGAUGAAGAACCCAGCAGGGAGGAACAAGUUCCGUGAGUUCCUGCGGACGGAGUACAGUGAGGAGAACAUGCUUUUCUGGCUGGCCUGCGAGGACCUGAAGAAGGAGAUCAACAAGAGUGCCAUCGAGGAGAAGACUCGUUUGAUCUACGAAGACUACAUCUCCAUCCUCUCAUCCAAAGAGGGUUUAUCCUAUAAUCACAUCUGA
Messenger RNA from Sinocyclocheilus grahami, 649 nucleotides. RefSeq names its product regulator of G-protein signaling 19-like. The transcript is spliced from 6 exons. The record is from RefSeq and is a predicted model, not a curated record. The coding region runs from base 164 to 649 and encodes 161 amino acids. Lineage: Eukaryota; Metazoa; Chordata; Actinopteri; Cypriniformes; Cyprinidae.